Molecule: messenger RNA, 2496 nt
Organism: Fragaria vesca subsp. vesca
Lineage: Eukaryota; Viridiplantae; Streptophyta; Magnoliopsida; Rosales; Rosaceae
Product: pentatricopeptide repeat-containing protein At5g55740, chloroplastic-like
Exons: 1
Coding region: 1-2496 (831 amino acids)
Biological process (GO): RNA modification
Molecular function (GO): RNA binding; protein binding
Source: RefSeq, a predicted model, not a curated record
AUGGCCUCUUUACCUUACAGAACAAUCCCAAACCCACACCCUUCUUCAUCCAAAAACUCCACUCCCAUAGAAACCCACAAAAAAUCCCAAGCCCAAUUCCCAAAGCUUCAAGAAAAUGCAACCAAAAACCAAACCCUGUCAAAAUCUUACUUCACUCAAAUGUCCACACUCUCAAAACAGAGCAAAAUUCAAGAAGCAGUAGACUUGCUUAUCCAAAUGGACCUGAAAAGCCUCCGCAUUGGCCCUGAAAUCUACGGCGAGCUUCUCCAGGCGUGUGUCUACGACCGAGCUCUCCAAACCGGAAAGCAAAUCCACGCCCGUAUUAUCAAGAAAGGUGAGAACUUCGCAAGAAAUGAGUACAUUGAAACCAAACUAGUAAUCUUCUACGCAAAAUGUGACGCCCAGAAAGAUUCAAAUCGUUUGUUUCGGAGAGUUAGAGUAAAAAAUGUGUUUUCUUGGGCUGCAGUUAUUGGACUAAAUUGUAGAUUAGGUUUUUACAAAGAGGCAUUGCUAGGGUUUAUGGAGAUGCAAGAAGAUGGGUUGUUGCCGGAUAACUUUGUUGUUCCGAACGUGUUGAAGGCUUGCGGCGCGGUAGAGUGGAUUGGGGUUGGGAGAGCUGUUCAUGGAUUUGUGGUUAAAAUGGGUUGUAAUGAGUGUGUUUUUGUUGCUAGUAGUCUUGUGGAUAUGUAUGGGAAAUGUGGGGUUGUGGAUGAAGCGAGGAAGGUGUUUGAUGAAAUGGGUGAACGAAAUGUGAUCACUUGGAAUUCGAUGAUUGUGAGUUAUGUGCAGAAUGGAUUGAAUGAGGAAGCUAUUAGGGUGUUUUGUGAUAUGAGGGGGGAAGGUGUUGAGCCUACUCAUGUGACUGUGUCUAGCUUUCUUUCGGCUUCGGCUAAUUUAGGUGCGAUGGAGGAGGGUAAGCAAGGACAUGCAUUGGCAGUUGUUAGUGGACUUGAACUGAAUACUAUUUUGGGGAGUUCUGUUAUAAAUUUUUAUUCCAAGGUUGGUUUGAUUGAGGAUGCUGAAAUAGUUUUUAGUAGGAUGAAUGAGAAAGAUGUGGUUACUUGGAAUUUGCUUAUAUCAGGGUAUGUGCAAAUUGGGGAGGUUGACAAAGCUCUUGAGAUGUGCCGCUUAAUGAGACUGGAAAACUUGAGGUUUGAUUCAGUGACUCUUGCAUCCCUAAUGUCUGCUUUUGCAGAUACUAGAAAUUUGAAGUUUGGCAAGGAGGCGCAUUGUUAUUGUAUUCGGAACAACCUUGAGGAUGAUGUGGUUGUUGCAAGUAGUAUUGUAGACUUGUAUGCGAAAUGUGAGAAAAUUGAUAGUGCAAGACGCGCUUUCGAAUCUGCAACAACUGGGGAUCUUGUACUGUGGAACACACUGUUGGCGGCUUAUGCAGGAUUGGGACAUAGCGGUGAGGCAUUGAAAUUGUUCUAUCAGAUGCAACUGGAAAGUGUCCCUCCAAAUGUGAUGACUUGGAACUCUCUGAUAUUUGGUUUUUUGAAAAAUGGCCAGGUCAGUGAGGCUCAAGAUAUGUUUUUGCAGAUGCAACCCCUUGGUGUCGAGCCAAACCUGGUCACUUGGACUACUAUGAUCUCUGGUUUGGCAGAUAAUGGUUUUAGCCAUGAUGCAAUUCAGGCCUUCUGUCGGAUGCAAGAAGCAGGAAUCAAACCCAAUGUUGUGAGCAUAGUUUGUGUACUCAAGGCUUGCAUAGAAAUAGCAUCAUUACAGAACGGAAGAGUUAUGCAUGGGUAUUUGAUUAGGCAUUUCCUCUACCUUUCAACCCCAGUUGCAACCUCUUUAGUAGAUGUGUAUGCUAAAUGUGGUAAUGUAGAAGAAGCAAAGAGAGUGUUUGUUAUGGUUUCAGACAAGGAGUUGCCUAUCUAUAAUGCAAUGAUCUCCAGUUACGCGUUACAUGGUCAAGCUGUGGAAGCUCUUGCCCUAUACCGACGUUUAAAGGAAGAAGGCUUACAACCAGACAGUGUAACCUUUACUAAUGCCUUAUAUGCAUGCAGCCAUGCCAGUAUGGUGACGGAGGGUUUAGAGCUUUUGGAUGACUUGCUAUCCAGUCAAACUUUAAAUCCAAGUAUUGAGCACUAUGGUUGUGUGGUUAGUCUUCUUUCCCGGUGUGGCAAUGUGGAUGAAGCAUUUAGGCUGAUCGCCGCAAUGCCUUACGAACCUGAUGCACAGAUAUUGGGAUCAUUACUUACAGCUUGUAGAGAACAGAAUAACAUAAAACUAGAGGAUUAUUUGUCGGAUCAAUUACUGAAGUUAGAGCCAGAAAAUUCUGGAAACUAUGUAGCUAUUUCAAAUGCAUAUGCAGAUGCAGGAAGAUGGGAUGAAGUGAAGAAAGUAAGGCAGUUAAUGAAAGAAAAGGGCCUGAGAAAGAUUCCUGGAUGUAGUUGGAUUCAAAUUGGAGAAGAAAUUCAUGCAUUUGUUGCUGGUGACAAAUCACACCCUGAAGCUGAGCAAAUCUAUAUGACAUUGGAAUUGUUGGAAUAG